Molecule: messenger RNA, 1421 nt
Organism: Zingiber officinale
Lineage: Eukaryota; Viridiplantae; Streptophyta; Magnoliopsida; Zingiberales; Zingiberaceae
Product: triosephosphate isomerase, chloroplastic-like
Exons: 9
Coding region: 110-1024 (304 amino acids)
Biological process (GO): glyceraldehyde-3-phosphate biosynthetic process; glycerol catabolic process; gluconeogenesis
Cellular component (GO): cytosol
Molecular function (GO): triose-phosphate isomerase activity
Source: RefSeq, a predicted model, not a curated record
UAAUCUUGGUUUCUCCGCCAAGCAUCUUCCGAGUGGAAUCGGUUUGGGAUCUAUCGUCGAGGGCGUCGAAAUAAGUCGAGGAAGGGAGAAGGUUCGGUAGACGACGGCAAUGGCGGCGGCGGCGUCAUCUCUGGCAUCACAGUUCAUGGGGCUUCGACGCGAGGCACCCCCUUCCACCGAGCUCUUCGUCCAGACUGUCCAGUUCAAGCUCCGCCACUCCUCCACCCGCUGCCCUAACGGACGAGUCAUUGCCAUGGCCGGCACCGGAAAGUUUUUCGUUGGGGGGAAUUGGAAAUGUAACGGGACAAUGGAUUCUGUUACCAAACUUGUUGCUGAUCUGAAUGAUGCCAAGUUGGAAAAUGAUGUAGAUGUUGUUGUAGCACCUCCAUAUAUCUAUCUCGAUAAGGUCAAGCAAUCAUUGACUGAUCUCAUUGAAAUAUCUGCUCAGAAUUCUUGGGUUGGGAAAGGUGGAGCCUUUACUGGUGAAAUCAGUGCAGAGCAAUUGAUAGAUUUAGGGUGCAAGUGGGUUAUUCUAGGUCAUUCUGAGCGCAGGCAUAUUAUUGGGGAGGAUGACCAGUUUAUUGGAAAGAAAGCUGCAUAUGCAUUGAGUCAAAAUCUUAAGGUGAUUGCUUGUAUAGGAGAGAAGCUUGAAGAGAGAGAAGCUGGAAAGACAUUUGAUGUCUGUUUCCAGCAACUGAAAGCUUUUGCAGAUAGCAUUUCGGAUUGGACUAAUGUUGUUAUUGCUUAUGAGCCUGUAUGGGCUAUUGGCACUGGGAAAGUAGCCACACCCCAGCAAGCUCAAGAAGUACAUGCAGCUGUACGUGAUUGGCUCAAGAAGCAUGUCUCAGCUGAGGUUGCUUCUUUCACACGAAUCAUCUAUGGAGGUUCUGUGAACGGAAGCAAUUGUGCAGAGCUUGCUAAACAAGAAGACAUCGAUGGAUUUCUUGUUGGAGGUGCCUCUCUUAAGGGUCCAGAGUUCGCCACCAUUGUCAACUCAGUGACUUCAAAAAAAGUUGCUGCCUGACAAUUUCUCUUUAAAGUUUGAAGAACCAAUCUCCAAAUCUAGGAGGCAGCUUGACCGAGAUACUCAGUAUUUUGUGUCGAUCCAUGUCUUGUUCGAUGACACCAGGCUUCCCCGAAUUUCUGCCGAUGUUCAUAUUUCAGCAGACUUCUAUGAAUAAAUGGAGUUCUAGUUCCGAUUAAAGUCCAUUUUGUUCUGUUGUUUAUUUUCUCUCGUGCUUGAGGAAAAGAAGAGAGUUGACUUGGCUGUUCAAACAUUGGAGAGCCUCAAAUGGAUUGUAUGAACUGUAUUUUUUUUUUUUGUCAUAUCCAAUUGAGUGGAUGUUCUGUAACCCUAUAACUGUUGUAAGAGUUGAUAAAAGGUGUUUUACGUAUAAAAAUCCACUUGGAACUCCAAACCA